Molecule: messenger RNA, 3349 nt
Organism: Salmo salar (Atlantic salmon)
Lineage: Eukaryota; Metazoa; Chordata; Actinopteri; Salmoniformes; Salmonidae
Source: RefSeq, a predicted model, not a curated record
UUAACAGAUUUUAUUUAAGCAGCAAGUUAAGAGAAUUAAUUUAUCAGGUUAUGAUAAUUAUAUUAAGGUUAUGAAAAGGUUUAGGGUUAGCUAACCCCCCCCAAAAAAAAUUUAUACGUUAGACUUUAAUUUGACACAAACUGUAUCCUUCCUAGCCACGACCUCACUGCUGCCAUCGGUGACUGUCAGAAGCGGGUCAGCGAAGCAGGGAAAGGAAGGGGGCGUUAACCACUGCAUUAAUCUACAGUCGGUCUCUCAUAUACCGACACCUAUUUAAAACCUACAUACCAACAACAAAUACGACUUUUCGUAUAUAAUCUUGUGAAGGAUAGAAGAGGGAGCCAUGACAAAGCGGCAGGACACCAAGAAAUUCUUUGAGAAUCUUUCCGGUGCUGGAAAAUCCAUCGGCGUUCUGACAAGCGGAGGAGAUGCUCAAGGUAUGAAUGCUGCUGUACGGGCUGUGGUCCGCAUGGGUAUUUAUGUGGGAGCUAAAGUCUACUUCGUCCAUGAGGGUUACCAGGGUAUGGUAGAUGGUGGGGAUAACAUUGAAGAGGCAUCAUGGGAAAGUGUCUCAAGCAUGCUGCAAGUGGGUGGCACAGUCAUUGGCAGUGCCCGCUGCAAGGAGUUCCGCAGCCACGAGGGGCGUCUGAAGGCUGCCCACCACCUGGUGCAGCGUGACAUCACCAACCUGUGUGUGAUCGGAGGGGACGGCAGCCUCACUGGGGCCAACCUCUUCAGAGAGGAGUGGAGCGGACUGCUGGAGGAACUGGUCCAGCAGGGUCUGAUUGAUGAGCAGGCUGCCCAGAACAACUCAGAGCUGCACAUCGUGGGAAUGGUGGGCUCCAUCGACAACGACUUCUGUGGCACUGACAUGACCAUCGGGACAGACUCUGCCCUGCACAGAAUCAUAGAGGUGGUGGACGCAAUCAUGACCACAGCCCAGAGCCACCAGAGGACGUUUGUGCUGGAGGUCAUGGGAAGACAUUGUGGGUACCUGGCCCUAGUUAGUGCUCUGGCCUGUGGGGCUGACUGGGUGCUGAUCCCUGAGAUGCCCCCUGAGGACGGGUGGGAGGAACAGAUGUGUCAGAAACUGUCUGAGAGCCGAUCCAGGGGUUCAAGGCUGAAUAUAAUCAUUGUUGCUGAAGGAGCCAUUGACAGACAAGGAAAGGCUAUUACUGUUAAUAAUGUCAAGGAUCUGGUUGUUAGCUGUCUGGGCUUUGACACCCGAGUCACCAUCCUGGGUCACGUCCAGAGAGGAGGAACCCCCUCUGCCUUCGACCGGAUCCUGGCCAGUCGUAUGGGAGUGGAGGCGGUCCUGGCCCUGUUGGAGGCGUCAGCCAGCACCCCGGCCUGCGUCGUGUCUCUGUGUGGGAACCAGGCUGUCCGUCUGCCCCUUAUGGAGUGUGUUCAGAUGACACAAGACGUCCAGAAAGCCAUGGACGAGAAGAAUUUUGAGGAAGCUGUGAGACUGCGUGGCAGGAGUUUCGAAAACAACCUGAACACCUACAAACUCUUGUCUUACCGGAAAGCAGACUCUGAACUCCCAAAUGAAGAGGAUGAGCUCCCAUAUAAUAGCUCCUUCAACGUGGCGGUGCUGAACGUGGGUGCCCCUGCUGCGGGCAUGAACGCAGCUGUCCGCUCGGCCGUCAGGGUGGGCAUCACCGAGGGGCACAAGAUGUUCGCCGUUAACGACGGCUUCGAGGGAUUCUACAAGGGACAGAUAAAGGAGAUUAAAUGGGGAGAUGUAGGUGGUUGGACUGGACAAGGGGGGUCCAUACUGGGAACAAAGAGAACCCUUCCAGCGAAGCAUCUUGAUAAGAUAGCUGAACAAAUCAGGAUACAUAACAUUAAUGCUUUGCUUGUUAUCGGUGGAUUUGAGGCCUUCCUGGGAGUCAUGGAACUGUCCGCUGCCCGGGAGAAAUAUAAUGAGUUCUGUGUCCCCAUGGUUAUGGUCCCUGCCACGGUCUCCAACAAUAUACCGGGCUCUGACCUCAGCAUUGGCGCAGACACAGCUUUGAAUGCUAUUACUGAUACAUGUGACCGCAUCAAGCAGUCUGCCAGUGGGACCAAGCGGCGUGUGUUCAUCAUUGAGACCAUGGGAGGGUACUGUGGGUACCUGGCCAGUGUCGGGGGGCUGGCUGCGGGGGCUGACGCUGUCUACAUCUAUGAGGAACCCUUCGACAUCAGAGAUCUCCAGUCCAACGUCGAGCAUUUGACAGAGAAGAUGAAGACGGGCAUCCAGAGGGGCUUGGUGCUGAGGAAUGAGAACUCCAAUGAGAACUUCACCACAGAUUUCAUCUACCAGCUGUACUCUGAGGAGGGGAAAGGAGUGUUUGACUGCAGGAAGAAUGUCCUUGGACAUAUGCAGCAGGGAGGUGCUCCUUCCCCAUUCGACAGGAACUUUGGAACGAAGAUUGCAGCCAAAGCGAUUCAAUGGAUUUCAAGAAAGCUCAAGGAGUCAUAUAAAGAAGGGAAGGUGUUUGCUAACACAGAGGACACUGCCUGUUUGCUGGGGAUGCGUCGCAGAGCCAUGGUCUUCCAACCAGUGGUGCAGCUCAAAGACCAAACAGACUUCGUCCACAGGAUCCCUAAGGAACAGUGGUGGUUGAAGCUCCGCCCCCUGAUGAAGAUCCUGGCUAAGUACAAGACCAGCUACGAUGUGUCUGACUCUGGCCAGCUGGAGCAUGUGACCCGGGUCAGGCCCAAGAAGGUGGACUGAACUGACCAGCACCUAGUCUGGGUAGGCUAGACCAGCACAUAGUCUGGAUAGGCUAGUCUUUAGAUAGAGCUGGGCUGCUCUGAGCUGAUCCAUUCAGUGUAACUUAGCUCCAAUCAUGGUAAGUCUUACCAGCACUUUCACUCCGUCCCAUACUCAUGUCCCCUCAGAAGCUACAUAGGGCUCAACUGUCCACCCUUCUUCCGAAGUAUGCACUUGCAUACUUUCUCAUAUGGAUUUUACACUGGUAGAAACUGCUUCCAGCCAAUGCUUACACCAAUCCUAUGCUUUUAAAUUCAUGAUGGGGAGUGUGCAAGUGCACACUUUUGGAAAAGGGUGGAGAACUGGGAUGUAACCCUAGUCUACUCCCAUAGGUGCUUUUUCUUCCCUCUCUGUCUUCUCCUAAAGGGAGAGCUGUUUAUCCCACCACCUACUGUAGGUCUACUCCAGUGUUGUUGUGCUGUCACUCCGUAUCAAACCCGGGUUGGCAUCUAAGAGUAGGUCAUGUUAGUUCCGCCGCUGUAUUUUGUGGCUUAGUUGAGGACGUGUUUGUGAAACCCAUUAUAAAUGUUAACUCACUGUGUGAUCCGAGUGUUUUCUCCAUGUAUUAAAGAAUAUUUAUUGUGAUGACAA